AUGACCCCUUUCAAGAGACUACUUCAGGAUUCUUUGCAGGACGACGUGUUCUCUUCGCUGAUACUCUUCGCCAAACGUCUUGAUGGAUCCGAUAUCGUAUCCGAAUGCCUAGGCGGGCCAUCGUCAUCAUGGCCCAAUCAAGCCCCCAUCGACAAAGAAACUGUCUUUACGCUAGCUUCCUGCUCGAAGCUCCCACUCACAGUAGCCGUAUUACAGCUUGUAGAGAAACGGCUCCUCGCACUAGACACAGAUGUGAGCUCCAUACUCCCAGCCCUGGGACGUCAAAAAGUCUUAGCUGGCUGGCGGCCAGACGGCUCACCCAUCCUCAACGAGCGUCGCAACCCAAUAACCCUUCGCCACUUAUUGACACACUCCGCCGGCACGAGCUACUACUUCCAAAACAAAGACCUAAAACGGCUUCGAAGUCUCAGAGGAAGCCUCCCAGCUACCUUGGAGCCCACUAUUGAAGAGCGUUACGAUGACCCGCUCCUCUUCGAACCGGGCGAGGGUUGGGACUAUGGUUGUGGGCCAGAUUGGGCAGGCAAACUGAUAGAGCAGCUUACCGGCAUGUCUCUGGAAAAAUAUCUAAGACUACACGUGUGGGCACCCCUGGGAGCAUCUAGCUUCACUUUCUGGCCAAACGCAGAGGGGAAAGAUCACAAGGUCGCCACCCUCACGGAAAGAAACGUAACUACCGGGAGACUCGAGGUGCAUCCUGAUGUCCUGACCUUGAAUCAAGGAGUCGACACGGAGUGCUUCGGAGGCCAUGGGGCUUACUGCAGCGCAGGAGACUACAUGGAGCUCAUCUUUUCCAUCUUCAGCAACGACAGGCGUGUGCUCCAGCCCGAUUCUGUGGAGAUGAUGUUUCAGGCCAACUUGUCGGACCAAAGCAGAGCAGCUCUGCAAGCAGAUUUCGACAGGCGAAAACUUACCAUUGGCGACUUCUACCGCGGCGAGGUCUACAAUUGGGGAUUGGGAGGAAUGUUGAUCGACGGCCGUCGUUCCGAGGCGGAGUGCCCCCGGGGACCAAAUACUUUGGCAUGGGGCGGUGGAACGAACCAAUUUUGGUUUAUUGAUCGAACCAACGGCUUCUGUGGUCUCAUCAUGUCUCACGUCCUCCCACCUCAAGACCCUCAGAUCGAGGAAAUCAUUGGCGCAUUUCAACGACAUGUGUACAAGUCAAACCAUGAUUACGGUUUCCGAAGCUUUUUGUGA
This is a messenger RNA of Colletotrichum abscissum, 1215 nucleotides long. RefSeq names its product beta-lactamase. The record is from RefSeq and is a predicted model, not a curated record. The transcript is spliced from 3 exons. The coding region runs from base 1 to 1215 and encodes 404 amino acids. NCBI's taxonomy places the organism in Eukaryota, Fungi, Ascomycota, Sordariomycetes, Glomerellales, Glomerellaceae.